This is a messenger RNA of Rhinichthys klamathensis goyatoka, 1232 nucleotides long. It is a transcript of the gene tmem38b, whose product is annotated as transmembrane protein 38B. Gene Ontology annotation, cellular component: membrane. Lineage: Eukaryota; Metazoa; Chordata; Actinopteri; Cypriniformes; Leuciscidae. Bases 215 to 1138 code for a protein of 307 amino acids. Gene Ontology annotation, biological process: potassium ion transmembrane transport. Gene Ontology annotation, molecular function: potassium channel activity; identical protein binding. The transcript is spliced from 7 exons. The record is from RefSeq and is a predicted model, not a curated record.
GCGCGCGCUCGCGUGUGUUUCUCAGCAUCCGCGACUGUAAUGGCGGCGGAUCCGGUUACAACUGAGAUCAUCUGAGAUCAAAGAGUACAGAAGAAUAUAAGUUAUUUGCUAAAAUCAUCUGGACCGAUUCCGUGAGUCCGAUCAUCCUCUGGGAACUACAGAUCCAGUGCACGAGCACGGGAUUAAAGCGCGUGCACGAGGAGGAUCUGAAGUCAUGGAUGUGUUCGCGAUUCUCAAUCUAAAUGAACUCGCUCUCGGGCUGUCAAAUCUGUCCAUGUUCCCAUACUUUGACAUGGCGCAUUAUAUCAUAUCAGUGAUGAGCCUGAGAGAGCAGCCAGGCGUCUCUCUCUCUGUCAGCAGGGGCACAGGAGUGCUGGCCGUGUCUCAGCUCAGUCCUCUGGCUUGCUGGUUCAGUUCGAUGUUGUAUUGUUUCGGUGGAGCCGUUCUCUCAGCGCUGAUGAUGGCAGACGCUCCAGUCGCUCCACUGUCCAACACCACUAACCUGCUGAUCGCCUCACUCAUGUGGUAUCUGGUGUUCUACUGUCCUCUGGAUGCCGUUUACUCGCUGGCGUCGGUCUGGCCCGUUCGACUGGUCUUGACGGGGAUGAAGGAAGUGACACGUACGUGGAAGGUUGUGGGCGGAGUCACUCAAGCGGGCAGGAAGUACAAAGAUGGUCUGUUCGUGAUGAUCGCAGUGGGUUGGGCCAAAGGUGCGGGCGGAGGCCUCAUCAGUAACUUUGAGCAGCUUGUUCGAGGCGUCUGGAAGCCUGAAACCAAUGAACUACUGAAGAUGUCAUACCCGACCAAGGUCACCCUGCUGGGAUCGGUUCUGUUCUCGCUCCAGCAGUGCCGCUUUCUCCCGAUGCAAACACACCACCUGAUCUUCAUCUACACACUCUUCAUCGUCUCCAAUAAGAUGCGGAUGAUGAUGAUAGGUUCUUCAUCGUAUCCAUUCUCAUCGCUGGAGUCUGUCCUCUACAAGACUCUGUUUGUUCGACCUCUGAACUUUUCACCGCUGACUGACUCGACCCAGGGUUCAGAUCAAACCUCGAAAAACAGCUCAAUUUCCGAGCAGAAGAGCGCCAACAAGGACCAAAGAAACCCGGAAGAGGCCAAAAACGCCAAAAAGAAAGAUUGAGGACGACUGAAAGAUUGAGGACUCAUAAAAGAUUGAGGACUCAUAAAAGAUUGAGGACGACUGAAAGAUUGAGGACGAAAGAAAGAUUGAAGAC